AUGUGGUCGCCCUGGGCAGCGGCAGGAUUCGGGGGGCCCGGCGCCUCCUCACUGCUGCCGCUGCUGCUGCCGCUGCUGCUACCGCCUUCGCAGGGCUGGAGUUGCGGGGGCCUGACCUGCGGGGACAAGGAGCGCUGCUGCGACUUCGGCAAUGUCACGUACACGGAGGUCAAGUGCUGCAAGCUGCCCUUUCACACGUUCCUGGACAACGUGGGCUGGUUCGUGAGGAAGCUCUCGGGGCUCCUCAUCCUGCUCGUGCUCUUCGCCAUUGGCUACUUCCUGCAGAGGAUCAUCUGCCCGAGCCCCCGCAGGUACAACCGGCGCCAGCCGGCCCAGCCGCAGCAGCAGCAGCAGCCCCCCCAGCAGCUGGCGGCCGCUCCGGGAGGCCGGCGACCGCAGCCGGACGACGCCCCGGCGCUGCUCCACGAGACUGCUGCCACGUCUCAGGACUCGUUGCUGGACAGCAGCAGCAGCAGCGGACGCUGGGGCGCCUCGUCCGAGCACGAGCUGCACGCCGUGUCCUCACCCCUCUUCCUGCAGCUACCCAGCUACGAGGAGGUCAAAUACCUGCCCACCUACGAGGAGUCCAUCCUGCUGCAGGAGCAGCCGCCGCCCAGCCCCAAGGACUUCGUCUUGCCCGUGGCCGUACUGGACCAGCCCCGAGGGGGCGACCCGGGCCGUGCCCAGGGAAGAUACCCGCUCAUCUGAGCACCCGGACUCUGGACCUGCGAACUGUCCCUCCCCGCCUCCGGGCCAAGCCUAGCCCGUGCCAAAGUCCCUUGCUUUGGCUGAGGCGGUAAAGGCUAGAGACCCCCUUCCUCGGCUGGUGCCGAGUAAGAUGCCGGGGCAGAGGGCGUCCAGAGAUCUAGGAGCUGCCCACCACCACCACCACCCCCAACGGCUACAGCACUAGAGGAGGCGAGGGGCGUCCAGAAACCUAGUGACUGCUCCCACACACAACGGCUGCUGCUCUAGAAAGGGCAAGGUACCAGGGCGAGAGACGUGCAGAGACCUAGCUGUCCCCCGCCCCACCCAGUGACUAUUACUCUGGGGGGCAAGAUGCCAGGGCGAGGGGCGGCCUGGGAGUUGUCCCCAUCCCCAUCCCCGCAGCAGCUGCUUAGGGGAGCAAUGUGACUGAGGGGUUAUCAAAAAUUCCCGCCGCCUCUGCUUUCUUUACUAACCCCAGCUUUACACCUUAGUUUUCCUGCUCCACCUUACAGAGACACGCGUGACGUGAAAGGAUUGGCGAAGGGGGAGCACCCCCACCCCUUCCCUGGGAUCUGAAGUUUCCCCGAUUUCAUUCUGUCCAGUGAAUAGAUCUUUAACACCAUCAGUGUGGCCCAGGACCUCGGAGAGCAGCUCUGAGAACGACCCACUUCCCUUAAGCCUUUACUAUUAAUUGUAUUUAUCGUAAGUGCCUGGUUACUACAGCAUCACAGUGUCAAGUUAAAAGACCUGAAUCUCCUCACAGCCUUGCAGAGCUUUCCUACAGGACCGAAGAAGAAAGGGAUGGAAUGAAUGUCUCCCUACCUCCUCCCCCAAACCCCACCUCCAAGAUUUAAAUCUGGGUUUAGGAUUGCAGGGUGAUGAGUGACUAGUCUUCUCUGUGAGUAAAUCCUUCUCUGCCAGGAUGCAAAAGUUUUUUCUAAAAAUGGUGUCUUUAGUAAAUCAUGUCAAAUUAGCUAAUGUUGCUAGCCAGAAGAGGGCGGGGUGGAAGGAGGGAAGAAAUGAAAGAAAAAAGCCUAAGGAGACAGAAGAGAAAGAAAG
Molecule: messenger RNA, 1767 nt
Organism: Dromiciops gliroides (monito del monte)
Lineage: Eukaryota; Metazoa; Chordata; Mammalia; Microbiotheria; Microbiotheriidae
Gene: C3H3orf80
Product: chromosome 3 C3orf80 homolog
Exons: 1
Coding region: 1-708 (235 amino acids)
Source: RefSeq, a predicted model, not a curated record